Molecule: messenger RNA, 816 nt
Organism: Thermothielavioides terrestris NRRL 8126
Lineage: Eukaryota; Fungi; Ascomycota; Sordariomycetes; Sordariales; Chaetomiaceae
Product: 40S ribosomal protein S23
Exons: 6
Coding region: 232-669 (145 amino acids)
Biological process (GO): translation
Cellular component (GO): cytosolic small ribosomal subunit; ribosome
Molecular function (GO): structural constituent of ribosome
Source: RefSeq, a predicted model, not a curated record
UGCAUAACGUUAUGCUGUUCUCCGUAAGCCUGGUUGUGCACGGACCAAGCCCUUGUCCCUUUCAGCCACAAUGGUGGGUCUUCGCGGGAUGUUUUGCCCAAUCGAGAGGCUAGGGUUUUCUCGCCCUACAACGAAACUCGGCUGACUGCCAAAAAAAUCGGUCUCCGCGAAGCGACGUUCCCGCAUCACGAACUGGACGCCCGAGUCUGCGAUCAUUGACAAAUCGCAAACAUGUCUGGUGGAAAGCCCCGUGGCCUCAACGCGGCCCGCAAGCUGCGCAACAACCGCCGCGAGCAGCGGUGGGCCGAUUUGUCUUACAAGAAGCGUGCCCUCGGCACUGCUUACAAGUCCAGCCCGUUCGGUGGCUCGUCCCACGCCAAGGGCAUCGUCCUUGAGAAGGUCGGCGUCGAAGCCAAGCAGCCCAACUCCGCUAUUCGGAAGUGUGUGAGGGUUCAGCUCAUCAAGAACGGCAAGAAGGUCACUGCUUUCGUUCCCAACGAUGGUUGCUUGAACUUCGUCGACGAGAACGACGAGGUGCUCCUCGCUGGUUUCGGUCGCAAGGGCAAGGCGAAGGGUGAUAUUCCGGGUGUGCGCUUCAAGGUUGUCAAGGUCUCUGGCGUCGGUUUGCUCGCUCUCUGGAAGGAGAAGAAGGAGAAGCCGAGAUCAUAAAUACGCGGCGCACGGAAAAUGGCACGGUUUGGCAUGCGGAGUCUGCGAGGCUUUUUUUACAUCGGCAUUCCAUCACCAGGUCGGGGAAUCUGGGCACUUGCGGUAGACAUGGUCUGAAAAAUUACGAGAUCAUCAAGCCGAAACAGC